Messenger RNA from Nezara viridula (southern green stink bug), 171 nucleotides. Lineage: Eukaryota; Metazoa; Arthropoda; Insecta; Hemiptera; Pentatomidae. The record is from the annotation of a GenBank genome assembly.
AUGGCCUUCGCAGCAGCCCGGAUGAUCCUCAAGGACAAGAGGAGGAAGUCGUCCAAGGAAGAUUUCGCCAGGAGUAAGUCGAAGGAAAUAAAUCUUGAACUGGAGACAACGCAGAAAGCGGGGUCCCUGUUUGAGAUAAAACAUCUCAAGGGUUCUCUCCAGGCAAUCUAA